AUGUAUAAUCUCACUCGUGAACUGUGUAAAGAAUCAAAGCAUUGUUUGUCCCACUGCUGGGGUGCAUCAGUUGCGUAUCGAAGCGCAUGUGAAGCCAUCGGUACUCAAGAUUAUUCGAUUGAAUCUGAUAUUGCCUGUGGACUUCUAAAAGCAAAAUCACCAUAUUGUCCCAAUCUCGACUUCUUCACGAUUGAUUCAUCAUUAAAAAAACAGACUUUCAUUGAUGGUAAAAGCUGUUUUCUUCAAUCAGGAUGUUUUCGUGAUUUGGACAAUUACUACGACAGCCUGAUGGAUCUGUAUACAACUCCACCAAAGGGAAUCGACGGAAAAUGCAAUACGUUUUACGACAAAUUUCAGAAAAUACAAUGUGAAAGUCUUAAGACUAUGUUAAGAAAUGAAAUUAGGGACACGAAUGGAGACAAAAAGUUCAAUGCGACCAGAAUUGCCGAGCUGUCGGAACGGGCUCAGAAAUGUGCUUCGAAAUUAAACUGUUCCCAAGAGCACUCCCAAAAAGAAAUCACUGGAGCAACCUGUGAAAAUGUUGGUGUAGAAUACUAUUUCUUUGAACAUCAAUGUAUGAUUCCUUUCACCAGAGAAGUUUAUAAAAAGGAACAUAACUGUGCUGAAGAUUUCGAGGCCGUUUUAAGGUGCCAAAAGGACGCGUGCCUCACCAGUAGAGUACUGAAAAAAGCUAUCAAACAAAACUGUGAUUAUGCCAAAAUGAUAUCUGCAGAGUUGAAAAACAUUUUCGAGCUUCAUCCAGAGUACUCAAGAUGCGAAUGCCUGAAGAGGAUGAGCUAUCUUGACGUGUUCAACGCCUAUAAACGUUGUACAUGGAUGGAUCAAAAGAUGAAUUGCUGGUUGUAUGCUAUAAUGGAUUCGUGUAAGAGACCAGAGAAGUUUGCUUUGGGACAGUGUCCCCACGAAAGACCUUCUUAUGGAUUUCCUCCAGUUUUGUUCUCUGACCCACCACCACGUGUUUUCCUGUAUAUGAGCGAUGACAAAUGA
This is a messenger RNA of Caenorhabditis briggsae, 1008 nucleotides long. Lineage: Eukaryota; Metazoa; Nematoda; Chromadorea; Rhabditida; Rhabditidae. The record is from RefSeq and is a predicted model, not a curated record. The coding region runs from base 1 to 1008 and encodes 335 amino acids. The transcript has 5 exons.